Numida meleagris (helmeted guineafowl) is the source of this 1168-nucleotide messenger RNA. It is a transcript of the gene SULT6B1, whose product is annotated as sulfotransferase family 6B member 1. Gene Ontology annotation, cellular component: cytoplasm. Bases 1 to 1050 code for a protein of 349 amino acids. The transcript is spliced from 8 exons. Gene Ontology annotation, molecular function: sulfotransferase activity. The record is from RefSeq and is a predicted model, not a curated record. Gene Ontology annotation, biological process: sulfation. NCBI's taxonomy places the organism in Eukaryota, Metazoa, Chordata, Aves, Galliformes, Numididae.
AUGAAAACACUGAAGAGAACUGGCCCUAAAAUAAAGCCCUUAGGAACGCCACCAGUGACUGCCUGCCAGCCUAAUACCAGCACUUUCGUGUCCCAGCAAAAGUUGGUAAGCAUGGCUGAGGAAAACAAAGCCUUUGUAGAUGAAAUAGAUAAAGCAUUGGCAAAGUCUGAAGGGAUUACGCUGAAGGACCUGCUCUUCUCCUGCCAGGGGACUCCUUAUCCGGUCACAGUGUGCAGUGCAGAGACGUUCCAAGCUCUGGAGAACCUGGAAGCCAGAAGAGAUGAUAUGGUGCUGGUGUCUUACCCCAAAUGCGGUGUGAAUUGGCUUAUCCAGAUUUUAAAUGAUUUGAUAUUUACAACUAUUCAGAGUAAACCUGUAAACUCAGAACUACCAUUUAUUGAAUGUGGAGAUCCAGAUAAAUAUCAGAUUAGUAAAAAGAACCUACUUCAAAGGAUGAAGCAGAUUCCAUCUCCAAGGAUUUUGGCAACACAUCUGAAUUAUGGUUUUCUCCCCAAGUCUAUUUUCAAGAACAAAGCCAAGAUACUAGUGUUGUUUCGAAACCCUAAAGAUACAGCUGUUUCAUUUUUCCAUUUCCACAAGAAUGUGCCAAGUAUCCCCAGUUACGGCUCCUGGGAUGAGUUCUUCUCAGAGUUCAUGAAUGGGAAAGUUGGCUGGGGAUCUUAUUUUGACCAUGCAGUCACCUGGAACAAACACGCUGAGGAUGAGAACACUAUGAUUGUAAUAUACGAAGACCUGAAAGUGAAUCUGUCUUCUGGUGUAAAGCAAAUAGCGGAAUUCUUUGGAUUCUCCCCAGCAGUGGAGCAGAUCCAGUCCAUUGCAGAUAGGGCUACUUUCCAGGCAGUGAAGGACAAGGCUCAGGAGACUCAUGGUGCUGUUGGCACAGUUCUUUUCCACAAAGGUGUUGUUGGAGACUGGAAAAACCUUUUCACUGAAGCUCAGAAUCAGGAAAUGGAUGCCAAAUUCAAAGCGUGCUUAGAAGGAAUCAAGCUGGGAGCAAAGCUAAAAAAUGAUGUGUACUGCAAGGUCUGAGCUUCCACUACGGAAAAGUCUUAACGUCUAGGCUGUUUUUUGUUCACUUUCAUGUAAUCAAAGAGAAAUUAGAACAAUACCUGAUAUGAAAUUUUUGAAAAUAUAUGUAAUUUGCAAA